AUGAUUCCUGUAGACAUUGAAGUAGUAUUAAAACAAUACAACGGGCCCUCAAACAAUGCUACCACAGAUAUAGUGCAAAAGUACUUAGAAAAAAUGAUGGUACGCCCAAAUUCGGUGAUAACAGAUAUUUGGGAUUUCCUACACAAGGAAGUCACAGCUAUAAUAAUUGGAGAUAUUCCAGGCUAUGAUAAGCCAUUCAUCGACUUUGGAGAGGUGAAAAUCAAGUGGUACUUAUACUCUUUGGAUAUCUAUGGACCAGUGAAACAUACCGAAGAAGAUGACGAUGGAAUUACAGUAAUGUCAACGCAGCUGAGUUUGCCUUCACCACAUCUGCUUAGCCUUUGGGAGAACCUCUACUAUGACAAUGAUAUAAAGCAGAAUUUGUUGAAUUAUGCUCGGACCAUGAUGGAAUUUGGAGACAGAGGGGUGGAUGGUAAUGUCAUAACUUGCAAUAAAGUGAUUUUACUCCAUGGACCCCCAGGAACUGGAAAAACUUCAUUGUGCAAAGCCUUGGCUCAAAAGUUGACUGUUCGUAUGCAAGAACGUUUCACUUCUGGGCUUCUCAUUUCUCAUUGA
Acanthoscelides obtectus is the source of this 576-nucleotide messenger RNA. NCBI's taxonomy places the organism in Eukaryota, Metazoa, Arthropoda, Insecta, Coleoptera, Chrysomelidae. The record is from the annotation of a GenBank genome assembly.